Molecule: messenger RNA, 2001 nt
Organism: Naumovozyma castellii
Lineage: Eukaryota; Fungi; Ascomycota; Saccharomycetes; Saccharomycetales; Saccharomycetaceae
Gene: SEC39
Product: Sec39p
Exons: 1
Coding region: 1-2001 (666 amino acids)
Source: RefSeq, a predicted model, not a curated record
AUGUUUGCAGAUCAAUUAUAUCUUUUGGCAUGCUUGUUUGCCUCAAGAGCAGAUUCAGAGAAUCUUAUAAGAGUGUUACAUCAUGUUGAGUACUCAAUGAAAUUUGUUAAGAUCGUAUGCAUCCUUUGGCCAGAAUUGAGUGACCCUCUAUCUUUAAGAUUCUUAUUUAACCACCAAAAAGAUGCUCAAGUCAAACCAAUGACAGAUGAGGAAUUGGUUGUUUCUUUGUUAGAAAAAGAUAGCAUGCUGAUACCCAUGGUCGAAAUAAAUAAUGAAACAGUUUCCAAUAGACGACAACAAUUAGAACAAUUCAUUAAUUCCAAAUGGGAUUCAUUAACUUCCAUUAAUGAUAUAGACACAUCCUCCUCGUCAUCAUCAAUUAGUUGGCUGAGUAAAAGAAUUCUUCUUUGUAACGAUUCAUAUCCAGGUGACGUUUUCUUUUACGAACCUUUGUGGAAUUUACUAAUUAAAGAUGGAGUAGUGUCUGAGAAAGAUCGUCUAUUCCAAUGGAUCAAGGGAAUCAUCAUACCGCUACAUUCUAUAAGUAUUAGAACACAUGCGAUGACCAAGAUUAUAGAUUUUGAAAAGAUGAACGCUACGGUCACUUUCCCAUUGAUAUUAGAUGGUAAAAUAUUCCAUGAAUUGAUUCCAUACUUGGAUUUUACUAAUUUAUCUAACGAGUUCAUUGAAAAUUAUUUUACCAAUGAGAAUUUCCUGCUAGCCACUGUACAAAAUUAUGAUAUCUUUAGGAACAUUUUCUUUGCCUUCUCUAAUGAAACAUCCAAGAGCAAUUUUGACAAAGUGUGUGGCAACGUUGCAAACAUUCUUUUCGAAAAUAGCUCUAAUUUAUUAAAUUUCAAAUCGCUAGAGGAAUUAAAGAAUAUACUCAACAGGAUUCCAAAAGAUACUCCCAUUGCAAAAUAUGACAUCACAGUUGCUGAUGUAACGGAAUAUAUUCGUUAUAUGGAAGUUAUGUUAUCAAAUUACUCUUUAAAGGAAGUAUACACGAUAUCACAGGAGGAAGAAUCUGCACAGUUGGCCCAUUUUGCAUCUUCUUGUAAGGAAGAAUUAAUGGCAGCAUUGAAUAAUAACGAAGAAUCCACAUUAUCUCAAAAAUUAAAUUCAUUGUAUACAUUAUCCAAUGCGUCAUCUAGUGUAUUCAACCGUUUAUCUACCAAAAUUCAACAAUCAAUUCUCUUAGAGACAGUUUUGGAUAUGGGCCAAUUUGACAUUCUUCAUGAAUUUAUGAGUGAAUACGGUUCCAAUUUAGAGACUGAUUUAUUAGAGAAAUAUUUUUGGAAAUUUUUCAAUAAUGCCACAAAUGGAUCAUGUAAGAGAGCUGAAAUGAUUAAAUCUCAAAAAACACUAAACUUAUUAUUGAAGCAAGAUGCAAAGAAAUAUGAACGAUUACAAAGUUUAUUAGAUGUAGCUGAUGAAAUAUCAAGAUAUUCCAUGAAUUUAGGGAGAGGUAUUAUAUUUAAACCUUCGAACAUUUUAGAUUUCCAAGAGGAUCCCUACCAACUUAUUUCCACAUUGUUGGAACUAAACUCAUCAUUGUAUAAGGAUAUACUGGUGACGUUUACCAUUUUGAAGAAAUUAUAUACUGCCUUAGAGAAAUCUUCUCUCAGGAGUACAAACUUUGAUUACGAAUAUGAUAAAUUAUUAAUUAUUCACAUUGAUCAUGCCUUAGUUAAUAUGGAUUUCCCAUUUGCAUUUAAUAUGACUAAAGAGUUGUUAGAGAGAGAAAUGAAAUCUGAGAAUGAUGACUUGAUUCGUGAUCACUGGUUAACCAUCUUCCAAGUGGGCAAAUUUGUGGACCCUAAUUGGCUUGACAAUGAGAUUCCUACGGAGAUUUUAAUGUCACAGAUGGAGGUCUUAGCUGAACUAUUGAAUGUCUGUCCCGUGGAAGAAAUAGAAAUAAUUACCUCACAUUGGAGUGGAUUAGAAUUGGAAUUAAGUGCAAGAGACUUGGUUAAAGAUAAAUAUUCACUUGCAUCUUAA